Molecule: messenger RNA, 834 nt
Organism: Erythranthe guttata (spotted monkey flower)
Lineage: Eukaryota; Viridiplantae; Streptophyta; Magnoliopsida; Lamiales; Phrymaceae
Cellular component (GO): signal peptidase complex; membrane
Molecular function (GO): serine-type endopeptidase activity
Source: RefSeq, a predicted model, not a curated record
CUUUUUUUCUAAUUAAAAAAAAAAACAAAACAGAGCAGUUUUCAAACACAGUUCUUUUUACCUUCCGAAAAUUAAGAAAACUUGCAAUAAUUUUCAAUUGAGCGUACGAGGAAAAAAGAAGAAAAAUGGGGUGGAUUGAAGAUGGAAUUUCUUCGAUUAGAUCUUUCCAGUUACGGCAGGCCCUCCAUCAAGCAGUUACCCUUGGUAUGAUUGUUGCAUCUGCAUUGAUGAUAUGGAAAAUGUUGAUAUGUGUAACCGGAAGCGAAUCGCCGGUCGUUGUCGUUCUUUCUGGAAGCAUGGAACCCGGAUUUCAAAGGGGAGAUAUUUUGUUCUUGAAUAUGGGUCGUGAUCCUAUUCGAGCUGGCGAAAUCGUUGUCUAUAAUGUCGACAAACGUGAAAUUCCGAUCGUCCAUCGCGUGAUUAAGGUCCAUGAAAGAAAAGAUACUGGAGAAGUCGAUAUCCUCACAAAAGGGGAUAAUAAUGACGAUGAUGAUAUAUCCUUAUACGCUCCUGGUCAGUUCUGGCUAAAACGGCACCACAUCAUGGGACGAGCUGUCGGUUUCUUACCAUACGUUGGCUGGGCCACGAUUAUCAUGACUGAGAAGCCAGUGAUCAAGUACAUUCUUAUUGGUGCAUUAGGUUUCCUCGCUAUUACAUCAAAAGACUAACGGAAAAAAACGAAGCGAUUGGACUAAGAUUUUAGGAUUGAUUUAAUUGCGACUGUUGUUCCCCAAACGGGAAACAGCACGAUGUUCUUGUUUGUGUGUCGAAUUAUGAUUGUGCUUCAACUUUCUUGAAUGAAAUUCAUUACAUGAUUGUGUGUAGGCACUUAUC